Molecule: messenger RNA, 3072 nt
Organism: Psilocybe cubensis
Lineage: Eukaryota; Fungi; Basidiomycota; Agaricomycetes; Agaricales; Agrocybaceae
Exons: 8
Coding region: 1-3072 (1023 amino acids)
Source: RefSeq, a predicted model, not a curated record
AUGGCACGCUUUAGGGCCUUCAGCAGCGACACGAGUAGCAGCGAAGACGAACCAGAAACGCGCAAAGUCCCAAUUGAAUCACCUACCAAAUCAACACAUAAAGCUCCAGACGGAUCUGACGACGAUGACAACGAGUCGGAGAAAGAGAACGAGAGCGGGAAUGAACAGGCCUCAAGUUCUGGCGGCUCGUCAUCGGAGAUGCACGAGGACGAACUGGACUCGUCUCCAAUACGGAAGCGGGGGAAAUCUAAAGCGAAAGACCGAAACGCGCUAGUUCAGGACGAAGACGGAGAAGUACGAUAUGCGCAUGAAGUCAACUCACGCGUUUCUACACACGGCACACCGUCAAAGUCGCCUCCUGCUAGGCCACGUCAACCAAAGCGCGGAGAUCCCACCAUAAUACCAUGGGCUCAGCAUGUUGGUGUCGAUCCGCAAAGGAUGCAUGUUAUGCAAAGUGCCCUCUUUCGUACACCAGAAGACGCUGUGGCGCUGAGGGCACUCAAAAGCAAAAGAAACCAACCUCCUCAGCGCACGUCAGCCAAGGCUCUUAACUUAGGUUCGAAUGAUAACGAUAGAGCUCUGAACAGGAAGCAUAGCAGAGAUGAGGAAGGUGAUGGUCUGAGACCAGACUCUCGCGAGAGACUCUCAUUUGCUCAACAAGUCGAAACACCAACGUUCCGCCCAUCAAGAAAAUACGCGCGUGUUGGCUUUACAUCAUCUAUUGCUUAUGGAAAUGAAGGUGCCCGUUUCGACGCUGGCCUUGCUAUGGGUAGUUCUUUCCGAGUAGGUUGGGGUCCUGCUGGGCAACUUGUGCACGUUGGAAGUAUAUGCAGUCCCAUGUCGAUAACUCAUACAUCCUCGAACACAUCUACCAUCACGAUUACCAAAACUUUACCAACACUUAUUUCAUCGCGGCCUGAUUCCAGUACAUUGCCCUCUCAACCAAGCGUACCUGCCCUUGCCACCAAGCUCCUUCAACAUCACCUAACGCACACUACCAUCUCCCCAGACGAGUCGGGCGCUCCCUGCGCAAUACCCACUUCCUCCACACUUUCUGCAUCCACAUCAACGAGAUCGCGUACGCAUGCCCCUGCGGCCUCUCCCGACCCCCUAAAUUUUUCAUCUUUUGCCUCGCUCUUUCCUACUAAUGACACCACGAGUCCCGCUCCCAUCUUUCGUCUGGGCAGUGCACUUUUCGACCCAAUUGAUCUGCAAUUAGGUCGAUCCAAGAAAAAUAGCGGCAUCAUUAGUCCAUCUGCAAUCACCCCCGACCUCCGGAACCGAGUUUUAGUACUCAGAAGAAAAAACGCCUUGAGCAAAUGGCUGAAAGAUGUUGUCAAACCUGGCGUUGAUGCCGAUUUGCGGAUGCAAACAAACGGGUCAAAUGCAUCAUAUACUCCAGCUGAUGCUGCGUUUACCCAUCUUACUGGCCACCAAAUCAACGAAGCCUGUACGACAGCUGCCGACGGAGGAUAUUUUAAAUUGGCGACGCUUCUGAGCCAGGCUGGAGGCGAUGAUCUUUUCAAAGAGGAUAUUCUUUCACAGAUCGAUAUAUGGAAGAGGGAAAAAUUGGUACCAGGGUCGACGGCUACCAGUAAUGGAGGUGUUGGACUUGUCAGCCGAGGAAUUUGGAAGAUAUACAAUCUUCUCGGAGGAGUGAUACACCAAGGAGAGACAGAUGGUAGUCAAAGCGAAGAUGUUUGCACUGGACUGGACUGGAAGCGAGUCUUUGGUCUCUUUCUGUGGUAUGGUACGAGUGUGAACGCAUCAAUAGCAGAUGUCGUUCAUGCUUAUGAAAACAUUCUUCUCCAAAUCUCCAAUGGCCCUUCGACUAUCGCCAAACCUAUACCAAAAUGGGCAGCAAGCCUUGCCAAGCAAGGAUUACCUUUGCCGCUAGGAUCUGCGCGCUCGAGUCUCUUUUCAGGUUCGUCUUCCAGUGCCACCGACAACCUGCCAGAAGAUCCUCUAUACGUCCUCAUCAAGCUUUUUUCUAAUCCGGCUUUAUCGCUCUCGAAGGCUCUCAACCCACUCUCAUUCACUCCUUCCGGUCUCGACUGGGGUAUAGGCAUGUGCUGGCAUUUGUAUAUCAUUCUGUCUCGCGUUAUGAGGGUUCGAGAUUUCUCUGAUAGAACUGAUCUUGCUCGUACACAACAAAAAGGGCAAAAAGGCAAGAGUGCUCUUUCCAAUGGAAGAAGCCAUGUAGACAGUAGCGACGGAUCGACAAGGGAUGAUGACGAUGACGACUUCCAACCAGAAGGACACAGUCCGUCUGCGGACCUAUUGACCAGUGCCUAUGCCUUUGAACUAGAAAGUUGGGGAUUGGUUCAAGAGGCGUCGUUUGUCCUGCUACAUCUUGAAGGAAGCGUCGGACGAGAAAAAGCGAUCAAAGAUCUCCUAGCCCGUUCUGCUCCCAAACUUGACGAUUGGAUGACACGCGCCCUAGUUGGAAGCUUGAAGUUGCCUAUGACCUGGGUCGACGAAGCAAAGGCCAUGUAUGAAUACGAUAGCGGAAAAUUCUAUUCGGCAUACGAAUUCUAUAUCUCUGCGGAAUGCUAUAAUACGGCCCAUGACCUUGCUCUACUAGAACUCGCUCCCGACGCCAUCAUUAGGAAAGAUUGGGAACUCUUGGGUCGCCUGUUCUCCCCUUUCAACAGUGCCGGAAGGAGGGACAAGAUUGAUGGCUGGUUCGUGAAGGGCCAGGUUCUCCUCGACUACGUAGAAAUCAUGACCAAGCUACCCAAACUGUUAGACGAAGUCGCUUCUGAAAAUGAGGAGAGAGCCACUGUUCCAGACGCAGCGCAGGCCGCGGAUAUUGACCGUCUGUCGAAACGCGCUCCAAAGAUAAUCGCGCUCCUGCCUGAUAUCUUCCACCGAAGUCGCACUGUUGAUCCUCGUCACGUGGCCACAUUGGAAGAAAUGUCGAAGGACCUGUUGAAACUCAUAGAAAGGGCGGAGCCCAUGCUUUUGUCGCGCAUUCAGGAGCCAACUCUCAACGUGCUAGAUUCAGCCACCAAGAUUGAUCUUGUACGCGGAAUUGGAUAUGCUCGAUUUUUGCAAAGCAUCGAAGCAUAA